Haliotis rubra (blacklip abalone) is the source of this 3901-nucleotide messenger RNA. RefSeq names its product splicing factor 3B subunit 2-like. NCBI's taxonomy places the organism in Eukaryota, Metazoa, Mollusca, Gastropoda, Lepetellida, Haliotidae. The record is from RefSeq and is a predicted model, not a curated record. Gene Ontology annotation, biological process: mRNA splicing, via spliceosome. Gene Ontology annotation, cellular component: catalytic step 2 spliceosome; precatalytic spliceosome; U12-type spliceosomal complex.
UGAACCGAGGUAGACGAACGUAAAAUGGCGUCGUAAGGAAAACGUGAAACAACUUAUUGAAAAACACCUUGAUUUGGAGACUACAGAUUAGAUUCUCUUUCCUUGAAUUGAAAGUCAUUGAAGAAGAAUUACAAAAGGAAAUGGCGGGAAUGGAUGAAAUAGAUGAUCUUCCAGAAGAUGAAAUGGAAGAUGAGAUGAAUGUGGGUCGGUUCGAUGAUGACCUGCAGAGGAAAGUAAUGCUUCAACAACAGAUGCUGGAAGCAGAACGUCAGAAGGAUGCCAGCAUGAGGUGUUUGCCCCACCCCCCUGGAGUCCCACAGCCAAUGCAGCAGCCCAUGCAGGGUGUCCCCCCAGGUAUGCCCCAGGGUAUGCCGCCAGCCGGGCCUCCACCCGUUCCCCAGCAGGUACAGGGGAUUCCCCCACCAAUGCCCCCACCGAUGUCUCAAGGAGCCCCCCAAGGUCUUCCUCCAGUCCCCCAACCCCUGGGUCAGAGUAUUGGUCCCCCUGGGCCACCAGGAAUGCCUCCACAGGUCCCACACAGUGUGCCACAAGGUGUGCCACAGUCAGUUCCUGGUGUCCCCCAGCAAGGUGUUCCACCUGGCGUUCCUCCACGUCCUCCUCAAGGAAUGCCACAAGGUGUUCCUCCAAAUAUCCCAAGAGCUUUACCUCCAGGUAUGGAAGAAGGGAUGAGUCCAGAAUUGAUGCAUAAGGUGAUGCAGCAGCAGCAGAUGUUGGAGAUCGAGAAGAUCAGAGAGCAGGUGAUCCAUUUUGACCGACCUCAUCAGCCUAUGGUGAUGAUGGAAAAUCAACAAUCAGGUCCCACAGGACCUGGACCUAAUCAAGGCUUGCCCCAUCCAAACCAGAUGUCCCAGCCUGGCCCAACACCCAUACAGCCUCCUCCACCAGUCUCUCAACCAGGACCCCCUCCCCAGGGACAGAUGCCUCCACGGCCAAUGGCGAUGCCUUCUUCAUCUACAGCUGGACCUCCAGGUGUCCCACCACAAGGCAUCCCACCCCAGGGCAGUCAGCCUCACCCACCUCAAGGACCCCCACAGCAGCUAGUGCGGCCACCGCCGUUGAUGGGAGGCCCCCCAGGAAGUCAACAACCUCCCCCAAGACUGCCACCUCCUCAGUUGGAUGACAAACAAGCAAUGACACCUAUGGAACCACGCCCACCCCAGCCACUGCCCAAGGAAAUCCGCCUGCCCCAAGCCUUGGAGAAGGUUCUUGAGUUCAAGACAGUGAGAGCCCAGGAAGUUGGCGUCACACCAGAGGAGCUAGAGCACCUUGACAAAGGAGAUGAUGAUGAGGAUGACCAAGACUAUGAUGAUGAAGAGGAUGAGAGACAGGAUCUGGAGGGAGAUGUUGACGAGGAAGAGGAGGAUGAGGUCAAAGAAGCCCCUACCAAGCCUGCGAAGGAGUCCAAAAACAAGCGCCGUAAGAAGAAAAAGAAGAAGGCAAAGAGAAGUCGCUUACAGGAGCAGAAACUGCAGAAGAAGAUUGAGCAAGACUCUGAGAAGAGAGAUGAAGAACAUGUUCACAUAGAGUAUGUGCAGGAGCAGCUGGACCUGGACCCCAUGGAUCCUAACUACCACACCUUUGCCAUGAUAUUUGAUGCUUUCAAGAUUUCUGAGCCAGAGAAGCCCAAGGAACAACCAAGAGCUGAGGAGAAGAAACCUGAACAGAAACUGGCUGAAAAACUGGUACCGAAAAUGGACGACAGUGACAGCGACAGUGAUGAUGAGGUGAAAACUCCAAAGUUGUCAAAGAAGAAGAUGAAGAAACUGACACGACUGAGUGUGGCACAGCUCAAACAGUUGGUGACACGACCAGAUGUGGUGGAGAUGCAGGAUGUUACAGCAAGAGAUCCACGACUUCUCGUUCAUCUUAAGGCCACAAGGAACACAGUGCCGGUUCCACGCCACUGGUCUUACAAGAGGAAGUACCUGCAGGAAAGAGGUAUUGAAAAGCCGCCGUUCGAGCUGCCUGACUUUAUCAAGGCCACUGGUAUUCAGGAGAUGAGAGCAGCACUGGCGGAGAAGGAAGAUCAAAAGACACUAAAGGCCAAGAUGCGAGAACGAGUACGACCAAAGAUGGGCAAGAUUGACAUUGACUACCAGAAGCUCCACGAUGCCUUCUUCAGGUUCCAGACCAAACCCAAGAUGACAAUACAUGGAGAUCUGUACUAUGAGGGCAAAGAGUUUGAGACAAGGUUAAAGGAGAAGAAGCCAGGCAACCUGUCUGAUGAUUUGAAAGUUGCUCUUGGAAUGCCAGUUGGGGCGAACUCAGACAAGGUUCCACCACCAUGGCUGAUUGCUAUGCAGAGAUAUGGUCCUCCUCCUUCCUACCCAAACCUUAAAAUACCAGGACUCAAUGCUCCCAUUCCUGAGGGUUGUUCCUUUGGGUAUCACGCAGGUGGCUGGGGCAAGCCUCCAGUAGAUGAGAAUGGAAAGCCACUGUAUGGAGACGUGUUUGGUACACAGGGAGGAGAGUUCCCAGCACCUAUAGAGGAGGAGGAGAUUGACAAGAGUCACUGGGGAGAGCUGGAGUCGGAAUCAGAGUCAGAAGAAGAGUCGGAGGAAGAGUCUGACGAGGAUGACCAGACUGGCCUUGUGACGCCAGCUGAGGGUCUGGUGACUCCAAGCGGCAUGACGUCAGUACCCAUCGGUGUGGAGACGCCUGAGAUGAUUGAGCUGAGAAAGCGGCGUAUUGAAGAUGCAAUGGACCAGGGAGGUGACACACCUGCUCUCUACACUGUCCUGCCAGAGAAGAAGACAGCUGUGGGCGGGGCAAUGAUGGGCUCAGCACAUGUCUAUGAUAUGACAGGGGUGACGGCCAAGAAGGUGGGUGAUAAGGUUCCUACAGAGGGCAUUGAAGUGUCUUUGAACCCUGAGGAGCUUGACCUUGACACGGCAGCGAUGCAGGCGAAGUACGACCAGACAGUACGGGAACAGCAGUCACAGCUGGAGAAGGAGGACCUCAGUGACAUGGUGGCAGAACAUGCUGCCAAGCAGAAGAAAAGAAAAAAGCAGCAGCAAGACAGUGGCAAAUCAGCUAAAAAAUACAAGGAAUUCAAGUUUUGAUACACAGGUUAUAUUUGUAAAUGCUCGUCUGUGUAUGUUUAUUGGCUGCUCGAGACUGAUCAUGUACCAACAUUUACUUCCAAGCAUUUCAUCGCUGUGUUGAUGUCUUGUUCUCUUAGUGACCAUGUAUUUGAAAUCGGAAGAAAUCAUAUGUAUCAAGCUUGGAUCUUUGUCUGAAAUCAAGUGUGCAGUCCAAUGUUCCAUGUUACCCAUGCUAGGGUGCUCCAUUGUCAAUCUCCAUGUCCAAUCACAGACUCUAAAGCUGUCCAUUUCCCUUUGCUUUUGAGAAGUUUCUUUGGUGAAAAAAACAUGUAUUACUUUUACAUUUACUUUAAUAUCUUAUAGGUAGAUAUUAAGACAAUUGAACAUUUUUAUAAAAAGAAAGAAAAGAUGUACUCUGUUCAUGCCCUUACUAGAUCAAAUUACUGUAUGUGUACUUUGUUUUUAUCAUUUUAAGGAUUGUAUAUAUUAGAACGUCAAGCAUUGUAAAGCUCUUGUGGAAGUACUCAGUAUGUUUUUGACAAAGUACAUGACCUUGAAAAUAUUUUGAAACUCCCAGCUCCUGAUCAUGAACUAUUUCCAAAAGAGCUCCAGUCUGAUCACACAUCUGGUACCCAAUCAUCACUUUCUUUCAUUAGCAAAUUUAACAUGUGUACAGUAAUUAGAAUUGCAUCAUGCAGAAUGUCAGUAGUUUUAUUAAACAAGGAUUAUUUUAAAGACAUCAAAAGCAAAAGGGAAUUCUUCAGCUGCUGAAGAAUGUUUGUGCAUGUCUCAUGUGUAAAUAUCAUCAAGGUGAAUAAAUGCCUCUAAAAGUGAAA